Messenger RNA from Somion occarium, 831 nucleotides. The record is from the annotation of a GenBank genome assembly. NCBI's taxonomy places the organism in Eukaryota, Fungi, Basidiomycota, Agaricomycetes, Polyporales, Cerrenaceae.
AUGGAUCGUCAAGAUACAACGAGAUGCUCAUUGCGUCUAUGGCCUCUGACUCACAUGUCAAUAUUACAUGAUAGGUUCGGUGCUACGCCUACGGCGACCUGCCUGGACCAGACAGUAGUCGUUCUGUGCCGCCUCCGUGCCAAAGACUAUCCACAGAAGAGAGGCCCGAGAAUAUCUCGCACAUCGAUUCAACGCAAUUGUCGAUAUACAAUGGUCGACGUCAUAUUCAUCCCAUAGUGCGCGUACAAACUCUCCCGUAUACCCAUACGCUCAUGACACAACUACAACUGGACUUCACAAGUUAAUGAUGAUGGGAAUACAGCCAAUAGAAAUCAAGCCUCCCUGGAUAGAUGAGGUGAGCGUCGCAAGCGCUACCGCCGCCACCUAUCACGGUGAUGGGGUCGCAUUCAACUCCAAGCAGCACGUUCAAGUCAGUCACGACUAUGUUCAACAAGCCAAGAAGAAGUCCUCCGAGGCCAGAAUCAGCCUGAAUAACGAAACGGCAUCAUUGGAUGAGUUCAUCAGACGGUAGAAAAGCACUCACAGUUACGACUUGGUUGCAACAUUGGAUCGAACCAGUAUUACACUGAUUGACAGCCGUCACUGUAGCUGCAGGGGCAGUUACAGUAACAGUGGUUGUGGUUGGCGGAGGAGUAUUGGUGGCGACCGCAAGGAGAGCAAGCAAAAGCACAGAGAACACAGUCAUCGUUGAACGAGCGAACAUGUUCGAGAUCUCGAAGAGGUGUACGGCUACUAGUUGAAGAUGGUCGAGGUGGGAAAGAGGAGGAUGCAUUGACAUGUUGGACAGAGAUAGAAUUGCUAUUGGCAGUG